Molecule: messenger RNA, 2536 nt
Organism: Chelmon rostratus (copperband butterflyfish)
Lineage: Eukaryota; Metazoa; Chordata; Actinopteri; Chaetodontiformes; Chaetodontidae
Gene: atg5
Product: ATG5 autophagy related 5 homolog (S. cerevisiae)
Exons: 8
Coding region: 150-977 (275 amino acids)
Biological process (GO): autophagosome assembly; autophagy of mitochondrion; cellular response to nitrogen starvation
Cellular component (GO): cytoplasm; Atg12-Atg5-Atg16 complex; phagophore assembly site membrane
Source: RefSeq, a predicted model, not a curated record
AGGGGAAUGACAACACCGACAGUUACGGCCCUUCUAGUAUCCAAGCCGACUGCAAAACAUCGACAAAAACAGCGAACUGUCUCCCCUUGGACUUCGGAGUCUGUGUUUGGGGACUUCAUCCUUUAUGUGCCGCUGGGAGCAGCAGCAGCAUGGCAGAUGACAAGGACGUGUUGAGAGACGUUUGGUUCGGCCGGAUCCCCACCUGCUUCACCCUGAACCAGGAUGAGGUUACAGAGAGAGAGGCCGAGCCCUACUAUCUGCUGUUACCCAGGGUGAGCUACCUGACUCUGGUUACAGACAAGGUGAAGAAACACUUCCUCAAAGUGAUGAGGGCCGAGGAUGUGGAGGAGAUGUGGUUCGAGUAUGAAGGGACGCCACUGAAAUGGCACUAUCCAAUUGGAGUUCUGUUUGACCUCCAUGCCUCCAACACUGUCUUACCUUGGAGCAUUACUGUGCACUUUAAGAGUUUUCCAGAUAGUGACCUGCUCCACUGCCCGUCCAACUCUGUGAUCGAGGCUCACUUCAUGUCCAGCAUCAAGGAGGCCGACGCCCUCAAGCACAAGAGCCAAGUUGUCAAUGAUAUGCAGAAGAAAGACCACAAACAGCUGUGGAUGGGCCUGCAGAACGAUAAGUUUGACCAGUUCUGGGCCAUGAACAGGAAGCUGAUGGAAUAUCCCACCGAGGAGGGAGGCUUCAGAUACAUCCCCUUCAGAAUAUACCAGACAAUGAGCGACCGGCCGUUCAUUCAGAAGCUGUUUCGCCCCGUUUCACCUGAAGGCAACGUGCACACACUUGGCGACCUGCUAAAGGAGAUGUACCCAGCUGCUUUACCAAACGACGGUGAGCAGAAGCGCUACCAGGUGGUGAUCCACGGCAUCGAGCCGCUGCUGGAGACGCCUCUGCAGUGGCUCAGCGAACACCUCAGCCACCCUGACAACUUCCUGCACAUCUGCGUCAUCCCAACUCCCACUGACUGAGGCCACGCCCACCGCUCCUCGCUGUCACCGUGACAACCGGCCGACCAACCAGCCGACCCGCCCGCCGGCUGCGUCACUCUGAAAACGGGAGCGUGUAGUGGUGGAAACUCAGAACUAACAGACCUUUUAACAAGAAGGAGAACAGACUGGAUAAAGACGAACAAAGGAUGAGGAGGAGGCGUUUAACAAACCUCCUUUUCCGUCUCAUUGUCUGUUUAUAUUUCUACUCCUCCUCCCACUACUACUACUCCUCUUCUCCUCUCAGAAACUUGUUCAUAGGACACAAGGAUGAAAAAACAUUCGGUGAAGAGGUGGCUGAACGAGCAAAGCUUCUUUUUCUACUCUGCUGUCUUGCAUCUCCUCCCCCUCCUCCUGCUCCUGCUCUUCUCCUCAGGAGGAAAGGAGGCAAAAGGAUUCCUCGUUCUCCCAUCCCGCCUUACAUCGUCGUCUUUAAUCUUUCUCGUCUAGGCCAAGACAAAGACUGUCCCGCGGAUGGGGAGACGGGGUUGUUCGGGCUUUGGGAAGCUGCUGAAGUUGCCUUAGUUACCACUUUCAUGCAUUUUCAUCGUCAUCCUCGUUGUCCUCCAGAAACGUCUGGACAUGCAAAGUUACUCUGAGUUUACAUCACAGCCUGCAGACAUUGUAUCGUCAUCUCCAGGAGCUUCUGGUCGUUUGUUCUGGACUGUUUACUGAGGAUUUUCUGUUGGUUUGGUUGCUUGCAUUAACAAAGUGUGCUGGAAGAGGAUGAGCAGCGACAGACGUUUCUCUCUCAUGUUGUGUUAUUGUCCAAGUGUCAACAUCUGGUACAUCUGGAAUGAAAUGAAACUAUUUUUUUUUAUCUUAAUUUCCAGGUUCAUACGGUUUGAUUCUGUAUCUUUGAUGGUGACAUGCUUCUCUGUGGGUGAUGGGAUUCUACAACCGUCAAAAACAAAACUAAAAAUGAGUCUGCACGUUUUUUUAAACUUGUUCUGUUGUUUUGUGAUCUUUGCAGAAGACGGGUGGGGGUCUUCAGCUGUUCACGAGACUGAAGCGUUUGGUUCAGGGGUCAUGGAGGAAAAACUCCACACGUGUUUUCAAUAGCAGGUGUUGACUUCUCUCCGUCAGUACAACACAGUUUAGCUGCUUUGCUGUCUGUUUUUGUCAGUUUUGGCUCGAGCCUCUUCGUCCGCUGCCAAACUUAAUUGAGCAUCUGGUUUUGUUUCAUUUUAAGAACUUAGCUUCAAUAAUGAGACAGCAGGCGCGAUUAAGUCUGCAGUCUGCUGGGGGCCACAGUUGUCUGAAAUGUCCUACAUAAGCUUUCAAGCUAAUUUUAGCUUGCGGACGGAAAGAAAAGUAGCAGAGCGUGAAUGACUUUGAGUGCUAACUUCAGCUGACGGUUGCCCAGGUUGGACGACUUUGCUCUGGAUGUUGAAACAUCGAUCGACCACUGUUUGUUUUUUAAAGCAUUGUGUAUCAGCAUCUUUUUUUUUACAUCUGUUCAUACUGAAAUAAAAUGAAUUAAAACAUUCAGCUGACACUGUUAAUCCAGAAUGACUCAAAUAAAAGUGAGUUGAUUCAAA